Castor canadensis (American beaver) is the source of this 765-nucleotide messenger RNA. The record is from RefSeq and is a predicted model, not a curated record. Lineage: Eukaryota; Metazoa; Chordata; Mammalia; Rodentia; Castoridae.
AUGAACAUGUCCACCAUGUCCGUCUGCUCUGAUGCUUACACUGACGCCUCCUGGCAGGUGGACGACUGCCCAGAGAGUUGCUGCGAGCCCUGCUGUGCCCCCAGCUGCUGCCAGCCCAGCUGUGCCCCCAGCUAUUGUGUCCCAGCCUCCUGCCUGACCUUCAUCUGCUCCCCAGUGAGCUGUGUGUCCAGCCCCUGCAGUCAGUCAGUCUGCACCAGCUUCUGCACGCCCUCGUGCUGCCAGCAGUCUAGCUGCGAGCCCUCUUGCUGCACCUCGUCCCCCUGCCAGCAGUUCUGCUGUGUGCCCAUGUGCUGUGUGCCUGUCUGCUCUGGGGAUUCCUCCUCAUCCUGCCAGCAGUCUAGCUGUGAGCCUUCUUGCUGCUCCUCGUCCCCUUGCCAGCAGUCCUGCUGUGUGCCCAUUUGCUGCAAGCCCUCCUCCAGUAUGUCCCUGCUCUGCCGCCCUGUGUGCAAGCCCGCCUGCUGUGUACCUGAUUCCUCCUGCUGUGCCUCCUCCUGCCAGCCCAGCUGCUGUUCUGCCUCCUCCUGCCAGCCCAGCUGCUGUGGCCCAGCGGCCUCCAGUGUGUCCCUGCUCUGCCGCCCUGUGUGCAAACCUUCCUGCUGUGUACCUGAUUCCUCCUGCUGUGCUUCCUCCUGCCAGCCCAGCUGCUGCCGCCAAGCAGCCUCCUGUGUGUCCCUGCUCUGCCGUCCAGCCUGCUCCCGCCCGGCCUGCUGUGGCCUCUUCUUAGGCCAGAAGUCUAGUUGUUGA